AUGAAGCGACCCGGUACUUUUGCUAUUUUCUUGAGUAUAUCCGUCGGUAGCUAUGCCUAUGUGCUGGACGGGUCGUGUGGUCCAUAUAGAGAUAUCGUGAUAAAGGGAAUGAAAAGCGCAUUUGAUAUGAGUUCAGCAGCUUCAUUUAUAUUGGGAACUGUUCCAGAGCAAACUUCUUUUACAGGUACUGGAGCACGUUGGGAGGCGCAAAGAGACUUAAUUUCCUAUUUGUACUCCGAGAUAUUAACCGAUGGCGCAAUGAAUCCGUACGGCACAAAGUGGGAAGCGGUUAAAAAGAAUUUUGAUGAUAUCCAAAGUUUGUACAAAACCAACGGAGAUCAGCCAGACACUCCUCCGGCUAAUAAUGCCUAUGUAAAUCUUAACCCCGGCAAGGUAGUUGUAUAUUGCGACUACUCGCGUUUCGACGGCUGGAUGGACAAAGAUUGUGCUGGUAACACCAAAAAAGGAUAUGUCUGUGAUCCUAACCUCAAAAUUCACGGACCUGUCGGCGACAUAUGGACGGGUUGCAAGAACACUGGCACUCUUUUGGGUAAUAGUGGCCUUACGGGAGCGGUAGUCCAAGCUUGGACUUCCGAUUACUCUACCUAUAAUCGUGCCUCUGUGAUUCAGCUAUGUGCUGGACUAUUGGCUAAAGAAUCAAAAGUUUAUUCUCAAGCUUUGACCGACCAGAGCAAAAAGCCUAGUUUGGCUCGAGCCUGGGGUGGGUUAAAAAAGAGUCUCAAGGAAGCAGGUGAUUUUUUGGACGAUCCACUGCGAACCCCCAUGGAUGCUAAGUAUUCAUUUGAUAGCACCCUACUUCACGAAAUGUCCCAUGCGCUCCCUAGACGCGGAAUCGUGGAGUCCGGCGAUAAAGGUGGCUCUUACGGUUGGAAAAACUGCGUCAAGCUGAGUGCGACUGAAGCCCGUAUAAAUGCCGACUCGUAUGCUUAUUUUGGGCUCGGCGCAAGAAUGAUCUAUCCGAACAUCGAUGGCGUGACAGCCCAGCGGCCCAUGCAUGACGGAUCGAUUCAAGUUCUCCCCAUUCCUGGCAGAAAACGAGAUGAUUCUCCUCUUCAUCCUCUGAAACCUCGAUAUCCUAGUCCAGAACUCACCUUGACGAUAGACAACAGUCGCGUCGUGUUAAACGCUUCCAAUACCGCAGGCUUCAAUGUUUCCGUACCCUCGCAGAGUCCAGUGACGGUCUCACCCGGCAAAGAAUAUACAAUUGGUCCUGAUACAAUUCUCCUGCAAGGCUCUGCUUUGGUCGAAGACGGAAAAACGGCUUUACUCCCAGUUAACUCGGCGUCGACAAUUAGCGCUGCUAGCAGUAGCAGCCAACAAGCUCAUUCGUAUUCUAUCACAGGAGCUUCUACAUUUAGCACGUCGACUCGUUUUCAGAACUCAUCCUCACUUUCUCGAAGCAGCUCGACAGCAAUCUCAAAUUCUACCGGGGGACCGUUUUCAAAUUCAGGCACUGGAUUCUCCAGGAGUUCGACGUCAGGACCUGUGGGUAUUCCUACUGGUGGUCCAUAUUCGAAUUCAAGCACUGGGGUGUCUCAAAGUUCUACAUCAGGGUCUUCGUCAUCAAAAACUUCGUCAUCAGCUAGUCGUCCAUCGUCAGGUUCCUCGAGUUCCUCCCUCCUUCAAUCUAAUAGCAGUAGCAAAGCCUUGAUUGGAUCAAAAACUUCUAGCUCGGCAUCGAAAGGUUCAUCAUCGCAAAGCUCGCCAAGCUCAUCAACCCAAAGCUCAUCGAGCUCCACGCGUACCACACCUGGAAGUCAAUCCACAACGUCGUCUCAGACAUCGCAAGCUGUGAGCGGCUCGUGGUCUGAUACCCAGACAAGUAGUGCAUCCCUUUUUUUCUUGAACAUCCCGACACAGACAAUAACUAGUGGUCCACAACAAACGAGCGAUGGGGCGUUGCUAGGAGCUCUAUUCAUCGGCCUCCACACUAACCGACAAUGGCUCACAAACCAUGAUCUGAAAUCAAAGUUCAUUGAUGAUGUCUCUAAAGUAAAAGACCAAACGGAAGGCCUGCUAAAAAACCUCCCUGUAAAGGUGCCAGACAUUUCCGAUUGUCAUAACACGAAGCGGAAGAGAAGCACGCGGGCACGUAUUUCUGAGCGGCGAUUGAGACAAUUUCUUGAGCGGGGUAUCAUAGGCGCCAUCAUAGGCGGAGCUGAGGAUGCUGCAAAGGCCGUCGGCGCUAUUGCGGCUGACAUUGCUUGUGCGACUGAUGUCCUCUCGAGCAUAACCGGUGCUAUCAAUCCUCCCCCCGGUACCGAUAUCGACCUGGGUAAGGUAGAAGACUUGACGGAUACUCUCGCAAAGCUUGGCGAGGACCUGCAAGACGAAAAAGACGACAACAAUUCUUCCUCUGAUGAAAACAAAUCAACCAGCACGAACGAGAAAUCAUCGUCCCGGCAAAGCUCUACUAGCGAAUCAAAGUCUUCAUCACGAUCAUCGACCAGCUCCAGCAGCUCUUGCUCAAGUAUUACAACAUCGGCAUGCGACACGUCGUUUUCAAUAUUCACUCCGGCUGGGGCCACUACAGCGAGUACUUCAACGGUCACACUUUCAUGUUCAACAGCGACUGCUUGCUCGGCUUCACUUACAGGCUCAGCAACAACGGCCACAGGUGACUGGUCUGCUAACUCCACAACAACUGACGUUUCAAGUGGAACAAGUACUGUGAGUCCGCCGUCAGCAUUCGCGAGUACCACCGCUCCGCCGAAGACCAGCCAGUCCUCGGGGAAUAGCACUAUUAGCUUGUCGGCAACAUCAAUCUCAAGUAGUAGCUCCGCGGUCAGUAGUACACACUCGGUAUCAACGACAAACUCGGUCUCUCGAAGCAGCUCGACAUCGAGCAGCCCAAAAUCGAGCUCAACUUCUCCACCCAUAACCUCCUGUACUCUCUCCAGCGUAGCUGCUCUCAGCACAGCUUACCCAGCCUAUACAAUCGACUACCCAGCAACGAUAGCAUGCGACUUCAACGAUGGCUGGACAGCGGGUGUAGCAAAUACCGUUGGCUCUGACGGCGCUACCACCUACUACUGCGAAGUUGGCACAACGCACAUCGAGGUCAGCACCGCAGCCAAACCUAAACCAUCAUCUACAUCGACAUCGCCUGGAUUUACAGCUACUCCCUCAACUACGCUAGGAGCUCUCACUUGUUACGGGGAUGGAGUCAAUGCGGUCGUUGGUCCGAACUUCGCAUUCCCAGAUAACCUCGGUCAAACAUCCAUCAACUAUCUUUGCGGGUCAGAUGGCCCCAAAUACGAGUCGAACCCCAAAUACUCCGACGGCUGGCCCGACUCACCGGGCUAUGCCGGCGAUUGGUUCUUCUUCGAUGGCACGACUGAGGCCUUCUGCGGCUCGACGCCUUAUGACGAGACAGAUAACGGCUGGUGGUCAAGGGACGCAAAAUGUAAGGGAGGUGACAAAAGUCAACUUAAAAUCUGGGUUGAUGUAGCAUUCUCCGCCGACCAAACGGGAUGCUCGCCGGAAAAGACGUGGCACAUUCCAAAAGACCAGUCGUGCAAAGAUAUUUAUAACACGAUUCUAGGCUGCAAGAGCCCUAUUCUGAAACCGGAUGCUACGUAUGGGGGUGUUCUGAAACAGAACACGCCGAAUGGAUGUGUGGAUUGGCGAAUUUGGAGUACCAAUGGGGACAAUAUGGGGCCAUCUUAA
Venustampulla echinocandica is the source of this 3690-nucleotide messenger RNA. RefSeq lists its product as uncharacterized. NCBI's taxonomy places the organism in Eukaryota, Fungi, Ascomycota, Leotiomycetes, Helotiales, Pleuroascaceae. Bases 1 to 3690 code for a protein of 1229 amino acids. The transcript has 11 exons. The record is from RefSeq and is a predicted model, not a curated record. Gene Ontology annotation, molecular function: metallopeptidase activity.